AUGUUGGGCAUGUUUGACAGCAAGUUUCCAAACAAAGCGUGCGCUGAGAGGCUGACGAGAAAGGGCGACGUGGACAAAAGAGGUUUGAGGUUAACGGAGAGUAAAGACAAGGGCAGGAAGAUACUGGAAGAGAAGGAGGAGCCAUUAAGAUGUGGACAGAAACACAUCCAGGAAAUGUCCUGGAAAGAGGACAGAAGGGGAAAGAGAAACAAGGAGAGGAUGAGAUGGAAGACGAUGAUACAUCAUCUCCUGGCAGCCUCCAUUUGUCACGCUCUUAUUGGGAGGGAAAUGGAAUUUGGGGGGCGUGCGCGGGACGAGGGUCAGAGAGGUGGUGAUGUAAGCCAGGAGGGAGCAGACGGAACAAGGACAAGGAAAAUAGACAUGGGGGCUGUCAGGAAGUGGAACAUGGAGGCUCUACUUCCAAGCUCCAACGGGAAGUCGUCCGGCUGGGAUGAGAACGAGCGCAGCUACCGACCCAACCUGUGGAAGAGGAUGUCCUUCCAUGUCAAGAAGAAGGAGGCAGCGGAAGCCAACCAGACCGCCAUCAUCAAGCCCUUCUCCCAGCCGCCGCCCUCCUGCCAGGCCGGCGAGGAGGGAGGAGCGUGGCGGGCGGCAGACAGCGGCGACAUCAGCGUCAUCGGCGUGGGCGAGCUGCGGGUGAUCGGAGGUCCAGCAGAGGGCGCCACCGUCAUGGAGCAGAUCAACUGCGUGGUCAACAGCUUCAACGUCGUCAGCCCGCCCAGAGGAAGACCCGCCCGCUCCGCCGUGACCUUGCACGCCGAGGUCGCCGCUUUCUGCGAGGGCCGAGCCACGGGGAAGUUGUACGAGCAGCUGGCGGGGACGUGUGCACGCAGACUGCGAGAGGCGGACGCUCUGACCCCGCCCUCGCCCUUCCGGGACGCUGAGCUGAGCUCCGACAGUAGCUCCUCCCACUCCGGGGCCGACUACGGCCAGUUUCUCCCACGACACUACAGCCAGAGCGCCUCCUCUCUGUAGAGCGCUUUUUCUUGAGCUUUGAGCUGGCGGCCCCUGGGCGUUGCCGUAGCAACACUCGCCCGGAUGCCCCCAGAUUGAACCGGCCCAGACUUUUGGACGCGUUGACUUUGGAGACCAGUCCUGGAGGCGUGGCCGUGUUCCAGGAGGCGGGACUUGAAGGUUGUUUUUUUUUCCCGCCGACUGUGCUGGUCUGGACGAGGUCCCGGUGUGACCUUUUGUCUUCUUCUCGGCUUUUUCCCAAACGUGACCACAUGCAGACCUGUCCUCCUUCCGCGGACUGACGUGAGUGAAUGCAGGCAAGUCAGAGAUCUGUCCCCCCCGCCUCCCUCGUGUUUCUGCAGCCCAGACCAAGUAGCCUUGUCCGCCCUCAGCUUGCUCCUUAUUGGCCCUCUGCGCAAUAGAUUAUUAAUGAGGUGAUUAAAAAUGGUGGUACCUCCGUUUUUGUACGUCCCACUUUCCCUGUGAUUCAGUUUAAAUAUUCCAUCUAAGUUGUCAAACUACUCCAGGGGUGUCCCAAACUUUUCCCACUGAGGGCCGCACUCUGAAAAAUCUAAGCAUGCAUGUUGAAAUUAAUACAAUGUAUACAUUUUUUUCAAGCCUUUAGGGCCCCCCUCAAGUUUGGUCUCGGGGACCCGGAAGGGUCUCAGUCAUAAGUCAUGUAUUGUUUUAUUUUAUUGUUGUAUUCAAUGCUUAAUCUCUAUAUCAGCUUUAGAUCUAUCUGUCGAUAUAAAGUUAAAAAAAUUUUUUAAACACUUUAGGCCUUUUUUGUCAAAGAAAAACAUUUAUUGCAAAAACACAAAAUAUGCUAUCUCCCCCCCCAAAAAAAUAUUUCAAAGUGGAAUAUUUGAUUUGAAGUAACUGGAGCCUUAAACAGGUUAAUAAUUCAUAACAACAUUGAUUUUGAUUCAUUAUUAUUUUUUGAGCAAUGAGUUUAAAAAAAAUAAAGAAAAUCUCACUGAAAUUGGGGAUCUAAAAGGGUCAUAACCCAACUUAUAAAAAUUUUAAAAAUACGUCAGACAUUUAUUUUUAUUUUUUUACUUUCAACGCUUAAAUCUCGAGAUUAACUUCAGGUCUAUCCGUCAAUUAUAAUUUUUAAUGUAUUUUUAAUGUCUUUUUUGUCAAAUUUUUAAAAAUGUUUUUUUUUUUAUAUUUUCCCCCAGAAAUAUUUCAAAGUGGAAUAUUUGAUGUGACGUAAUUGGAGCCUUAAAUAUGUCAAUCAUUCAUAACAACAUUGAUUUUGAUUAAUUAUUAUUUUUUGAAUAAUGAGUUAAAAAAAAAAAAAUCCUAAAAUUCUUGGGCAUCUAAAAGGGUCCCUACUUAUAAAAAUGUUAAAAAUACUCAGACAUGUUUUAAUUUUUUUUUUCUUUUAACGCUUAAAUCUCUAGAUUAACUUCAGGUCUAUCCAUCAUUUAUAAUUUUUUAUUAAUUUUUAAUGUUUUUUUAAUGCCUUUUUUGUCAAAUUUUUCAAAAAGAUUUUUUUAUAUUUACUCCAAAAAAUAUUUCAAAGUGUAAUAUUUGAUGUAAAGUAAUUGGAGCCUUAAAUAUGUCAAUGAUUCAUAACAACAUUGAUUUUGAUUCAUUAUUAUUUUUUUAACCAUGAGUUAAAAAAAAAAAAAUCCUAAAAUUAUUGGGGAUUUAAAAGGGUCCCUACUUAUAAAAACGUUUUUUUAAUUUGACUUUUAACGCUUAAAUCU
Molecule: messenger RNA, 2690 nt
Organism: Entelurus aequoreus (snake pipefish)
Lineage: Eukaryota; Metazoa; Chordata; Actinopteri; Syngnathiformes; Syngnathidae
Exons: 4
Coding region: 1-996 (331 amino acids)
Source: RefSeq, a predicted model, not a curated record